Blumeria graminis f. sp. triticale is the source of this 1377-nucleotide messenger RNA. The record is from the annotation of a GenBank genome assembly. Lineage: Eukaryota; Fungi; Ascomycota; Leotiomycetes; Helotiales; Erysiphaceae.
AUGCAAAGAAGCAGUCGACCCACGUGUACUCCUUCUCUCAGUAAGGAGACCAUCCUGCGGGGUAAUGAUGAGUUAUUGAGCUAUAACACCACAGCCCCGAUCAUCGAACUAGCCCUGCAGAAUGAACUUGAUGGUAACGUAAUCACUGGGUUCAACAAUUUCUGGGGAAAAUUUUUCCUAGAUAAAGAUUGGUCUGACCAAACUCUCCGCAUCUGGGAGUGUUAUCAAAGAUACGAAAUAGAUGAGAUCGAAGAACGGGAAAGAGAUAAUGGCGGAAAUCCACUAAAAACUCAGACGACAUAUUUAUCUAAGAAAGAGAUUUGGGACUGGCUCAAUUUUUUUCGGGACAACUUUUUAAAUCAGCUCAUAAAUCCAAUCUCGAAUUCCCCAAGAAAGUUUCCAUCCCUUGCAAUGAAGGACAAAGGCUCGCAGAUUCGAAACAAGUAUUGUCAUACAACAACUAAUCAUCAGAUAAAAGGAACAACCAACAAUUAUCAGGUUGACUUCCUCGUCAAGAGUAUCAAUGUGGCCAAUAAUGAAAUACACCAGUGGAAGGAUGUCAGAGUGCUUUGUGAGUUUAUGAUAGAGCAUUUCAAUGAUAAGAAGAGGGAUAAAUUUCUCCAAUUAUCAAGAUCAGUUCUGCAAAUAUUCUCUAUACAGCCACUUUGUCAGUUUGUACAUGAAUUCUGCCUUUACAAAAAUAACUUUGAACUUUGGUUGUUCAAUCGUUCCGGUGCUUAUAGUUCUGGACCAUUAUCUAUCAAAGAUAAUAAAGACAAGCUGGUAAGAGCAAUAUCAUCAUACCUGUUCAUGAGUGAUGAAGAACUUGGUAUCUACUCUCCUUUCCGAAAUGUCAAUGGAAGGUCUUUCCUAUCAUUUAGCAAUGAGGAAGAUGAUCAUGCUCAGAGCUAUGAAAUCAAUCCUGAUCCUAUUUUCAAGGCGAGGAAACUAGUCUCACGUGGUACUGUUUGCUUCGAAAUGGGAGAAAAGAAUGCAGUUGUGAAGUACUCGUGGACCAGGACUGCAGGAAAAUCAGAAAUCGACUUUAUGCAAGACGCCUGUGAUACCAAAGGCGUUGUCAAUUAUCUCCGAGCAGAUAGAAUUUGCAAGACUAGUGAUCAUCUAGAGGGUCUCAACUUUUGUAGUGCGGCUUCUUGGGAUAUAAGUGGCCUUGAUCCUAUUGCCAUUGGCGAAGGUGAAAAGCAACCGAUUACGCCCCCACGCAUUAAAGAUCGAGAGCUGACCAGACUAAUUGUCACACCUCGUGGUCGUAGACUGAAUAGCAGCAGGACGAUACUUGAAUUUGUCGAAGGUAUAAAGAGACGCCAUCAUGGCCCACCAAUGAUUAUUUGUCCAAAAGAAGGUACUUCAUGGUGA